AUGAAUAGUAUAUUAUUACUAGGAGACAUGUUCAUUCUUACACAUUAUUCUAUCCACAACCUGUGUAUCAAUCACGUGAAUCAACAAAAACACCAUACAAAUCAAAUCUCUCAUGAACCAAACAAACAAAAAAAAAUUUGUUUGCCAAAUUUUGUGAUAAACAAAAAAACCCAACAGAGAGAAAGAAAAAAAAAAUUUGACUGUCGACCAAAUCAAUCAGAAUCAACAGAAUCAAUCAACCGUCUAUCCAUCCAUCCAUCCAUCCAUCAACCAAUCAAUCAAUCAAUAUUGUUGUUUUUAUUAUUAUUAUUGGAUCACGUGAGUCUGUCUAACACAUUAAUCUAUUACUAUUUAUUUAUUUCUCAUUAUUUUCAUUUCCAUAUAUUUCAUUAG
This is a messenger RNA of Candida tropicalis MYA-3404, 393 nucleotides long. RefSeq lists its product as uncharacterized. Lineage: Eukaryota; Fungi; Ascomycota; Pichiomycetes; Serinales; Debaryomycetaceae. The record is from RefSeq and is a predicted model, not a curated record. The coding region runs from base 1 to 393 and encodes 130 amino acids. The transcript has a single exon.